Messenger RNA from Aspergillus sclerotioniger CBS 115572, 2918 nucleotides. RefSeq lists its product as uncharacterized. Lineage: Eukaryota; Fungi; Ascomycota; Eurotiomycetes; Eurotiales; Aspergillaceae. The transcript is spliced from 5 exons. The record is from RefSeq and is a predicted model, not a curated record. Bases 170 to 2695 code for a protein of 841 amino acids.
UCGAUUCCUCUAACCGGCAGACCUUGAGUUUUCAUUCCACCUGCUGUUUCCGGUUCCUCGAAUUCUUCAUGAUAUUCAAUCUCAUCAUCCCCGCCUUUUUUUAUAAGCGACUUCGGAUCCCAUAGUUGGAACAGCCUAUUGCCCAAGUGGCCUACCCUGCUGGAUAGCAAUGGCGGGGGUCAAACGUAGACACGAAACUACCCAAGCGUCAGCUACAGCGCCUUCUGGCAGCAGUCACGCUGGCGCAGGGGCUUCCCAGAGUGCUACUAACUCCAACGUGGAUGAUACUUCCAAUAUCCGUGUGACGCGGAGUUUACGCUCGAGUCGCGAUGCACGUGCCUCUCAGCAUGAUAUUAGAGUCCACAGCAGUACUGCUGCCACCGGUGUGAACAACAACAUCAACCAAAGAAAUAGCACCAGUCGUCCAUCACGCAUCAUCACACUCAGUACUCGUGCCGCCCGGGCGAACACUGCCCAGGAGAACGCAGCCCGUGAAAAUGCAGCCCGUGAGAAUGUAGCCCGCGAAAACACCACUCGUGAAACUCGUAAUACCCGGACACGGUCAAGCGCCCAGUUGUCCACAACUCAGACUGAUGCUCCACUACCAACUGUUCCAGAAACCCCUCGGCACAAGCGCGUUAAGCGAGGUCCGGCGGUUGAAGAAACCCCUCGGACUACGAGGCAAUCGGCGAGGCUCCGGGCACAUGCGCAUCCGACAUCUGUUGAAGAAGGCUCUAAUGACAUGGCCGUCAUACCGAAAAUGCCAGAGCCGAGUCCUUCCGUCAAUGCUGCCCCGAGCAGCAGAACGAGAAACAGGAGUCGGCAAUUCGUCGACAAUAUUAUUGACACUACUCACAGCGCUACUCCGGCUGCACCAGUUGUCAAGUCACCUUCUCUAGAUAGGGCAACUCCAGUACCGGUCGGGGAACCAAUGCCUUUGGAGGAAGAACAGCCCCGGAGUCCAGAACCGGAGACUUCACAACCAACGAAAGAAGAGUCACCUAAGGGCACUGUUGUUGAUGAGGAUAAGCAUGGAGUAAGCGGACCGACAGUCACCGAGUCAGUUGACCCCCUGGCCUCUGCGACUACCCCAAAUUCAGAUACAUAUCAGAAUCGAAAGUCACCUGAACCGGGAGAUAUUGGUGCGACUGAGAACGAGAGCGUCUCCAACUCCCCCAGUAAGAAGCCUAAGCUGGAAGAGGGCGAGCUGGGCCGCGCAUUAGAACAACAACUGCAGAAUGGAACCAGUGGCAAACCAGAUUCACAAUCUCCUGCGGAGGCUGUCCCCGAAUCCAGAAUUGACGGCGAAUCCCGCCAGGUGACCGAGGAGAUCGAAGGAUCAACACCUGAAGUCGCCACAGAAUCGACGGUUAGUAAAGCAGUCCGCGGUGGUCGGACUCGGGGCCGCGGCCGUGGUGGACGCAGUCGCGGCUCAGCACGCUUUACGACGAACAAAAGAGGACGUGGCGCCGCUCGCAGUGGUCGUGGUGGCCGCACAGGUCGACAGCUGGAUCGUUCGAGCGAUGUGGAACCUGACCGUUCCCCUUCCCCGAGUGCAGCUACUCAAAAGCUGCGGGACCGGCAACGGGAGUUGGACAAGGCAUUUAAGAAGGUGGCUGCUGCUCAGCGGUUGGCUCUAGCAGUACUAGCCACGCAGUCCGAGAAGCGACUGGCUCGUGAUAAGAACGCACACAAGCACGUCCCCGAGUUUGAAGAAAUCAACAUGCAAUUAAUGGAAAGGCUGCGCGGACGGAAGGAGGUCCUGCGUCGAGAAUAUGAGCUCAAGGUGGAGCAAGAAAACAGGAUAUUCGAGGCCAACAAGCAAGCAAUCGAGGAACGGUAUCGGGCCCAAGGCCGCAAUAUACGGGAAGAGCACUUAUUGGCUAGCCAGGGGGCGUACAUGACAUUUGUCGAGGGCCGCCGUGCUGCAGAAGAUGAUGAGCAUACUGAGACCGAUGACUCCGAAACCGAGCCGGACCGCGGGCGGGUGGUGCCACCUGCCAGAGAAGUUUUCAGAGGCUUCAACUCCACCUUCGUUAGGAACCCUGCUGGGGCGGCUGCCUACGACCGUGCUUGUUUUGGCUGGGAUGACUUUGUCCAGCGGGCCAAGGUGGGCGACGACAUUGACCCGCAGAUGAAGGAGAUCCGCGACGCAGGACCCUUUGCGGGAAUGACAGCCGAACAAAUUUUGGACAUGCUGGUGAAAGCGACUGGGGUGGUCGAAGUCCAUCGGAACAGUGUGCCAGCGGAGAUGAACCCUCCGGUACUGCCUGAUAUGCGUCCCCGAGCAUUGUCCACUCUGGCAGAUAUUGCAGCGGCAGAGCCCCCACGGCCUCCUCUUUCCCAAGCUGCCCCCCGGCUCUCGACACACCGGACAAUCCUACCUCAGCCUGCUCAGCCGCCAUUGCCGCAUGGACCUGCCGAUCCUCGACCAUUCGUGCUGCCUCCGCCAACCCCUCAAAGACAACAGCCCCGGCGACUACUGCCUGCCGGGCAGCAGAUCCCACCGAUCAAUGAACAGCUCGGCCUGCCGGAUCCCUUUGCAGCGAUGGGGGGACCGCCUCACCUCCCUCCCCCGCCGGGAUCCAACUUCCACCGACCUCCUCUGCCUGGUUAUUUGACAGGACAUCAUCCUCCUAGCCUCUAUUAUCCGCCGCCCCCGCCGCCUCCGCCGGGACCCCGCCCUCCUUUCUAGGAGGGGCAUGUGGAUUUUGCUUGUCUUUUCUCAUCAGGUUCUGAGCCCGGAGUUUUGCAGUAGACCAUAUCGUUGGGAUGUGUAAGGUUUUCUUUCGAUUACAGAGCGACUGGUUAUGUAUUUAGCUACGGAGGAUUCCCCUUAGGCGUUUACUGCACAGGUUCGCUUCAUAUACAUACAUGGUUGUGCUUGUCUUGUUUUAUGUUUUCCGGGCUAUAGAAGA